Propithecus coquereli (Coquerel's sifaka) is the source of this 441-nucleotide messenger RNA. RefSeq names its product C-type lectin domain family 6, member A (gene CLEC6A). Gene Ontology annotation, molecular function: carbohydrate binding. The record is from RefSeq and is a predicted model, not a curated record. Bases 1 to 441 code for a protein of 146 amino acids. Gene Ontology annotation, cellular component: external side of plasma membrane. The transcript is spliced from 5 exons. Gene Ontology annotation, biological process: antifungal innate immune response. NCBI's taxonomy places the organism in Eukaryota, Metazoa, Chordata, Mammalia, Primates, Indriidae.
AUGGCACUCCUCAGUGUUUGUUUCAUUGUGAGCUGUGUGGUGACUUAUCAUUUUACACAUGGCAAAAUUGACAAAAGGCUGUCUGAACUACAUGUAUAUCAUUCAGGUCUAACCUGCUUCAGUGAAGGAACAAGGGUGACAGAUCAGCUGAUGCAGUUUAUGGUGGUCUUUCAUGGUCAGAAUUUCAUUGUCCAGCAGCUGAAUGAAUCACUUUCUUAUUUUCUGGGGCUCUCAGAUCCACAAGGUAAUGGCAAUUGGCAAUGGAUCGAUCAGACACCUUUCAAGAAAAAUGUCAGGUUCUGGCACCCAAAUGAGCCCAAUUUUCCUGCAGAGCAGUGUGGUUCAAUAGUUUUCUGGAAACCUGGAGGUUGGGGCUGGAAUGAUGUUUUCUGUGGUACUAAAAGGAAUUCAAUAUGUGAGAUGAAGAAGAUUUACCUUUGA